GAAAGUUCAGCAAAACAAAAGAGGCAAAUCGAUUAAAUCAAAUUGGUUAAGUCAAUUAAUUAUGGAUUUAAGUAAACUGCCGAACGAUAUGAAACUACAAUUGUGCAAAUCAUAUUUUAAAGUUGGUUGUCUGUUCCUACCGUUUGUGUGGGCGGUGAAUGUGUGUUGGUUCUUCCGAGAUGCAUUUAUAAAACCAGCAUAUGAUGAGCAGAAACUAAUAAAGAAAUUUGUGAUAAUGAGUGCAAUUGGAGCUUUCGUGUGGGCUGUUAUAUUGGUUACGUGGAUUACGGUGUAUCAAACAAACAGAGUGUCGUGGGGAGCUACAGGCGACGCACUAUCCUUCAUAGUACCUUUAGGACGAGCCUAGAAAUGUAGAUAAGCAAUAUGUAUUUUUAUUAAUAAGACUUUUUCAUUUUAACUUGUUGGACAGUAUUUAAGGGAGAUUGUGUGGUGCUCUUAAUUAUUUAAUAAUUAUGGCGUGUUAGUUAAGCUAUUUACGACCAGACUACACAGCAAUCUAUGUUGAGUCAUGGCUUGAAAAUUAUGUUUAUUGGAAUGGACUCUCUUAAUGCACAUUUUGUUCACGGGCUGAGAAGCUAAACCGAAAGACCUUUUUUGCAAGAAUUUUUCAGUUACUUUCCGAUCACCUACGAAACAAACAUUUUUCUCUUCAAUCAGCUUGCCGUCAGAUAUUGAGAAUAUGCAAUUUGAAAUAAACAAUAAAAAAAAGAUAAUUUUUUUCACUAAUAUUUCUGAAAAUUAAUGACAAUACCAACUUUAUUUGAAUUAUAUGAUUAGUUUCAUGACGACUCUUAAUUUUUUUAUUUAAUUUUUACAUAAUACACUAUACAAAAAAGAUACAGCAAAAGGUACUCUGUUCCAACCUGUUAUCCCUAGGACCUCCCUCACUUUAGCUAGAAUUUCUUUAGUGCUAUAAUGGUACCUAUUGAUGUUGGGAGUUGAAUGAUAUGCAAGUCACAUAAUGUUUGUCUCAUAUAAAUAUACGAAUGUACGGAACAUCACGAGAUCCUCACAUGAGCCCGCAAUCAGGGCUGUUCCUAUAACUAAAUCGAGAGGUGAAUGGCUGUUUAGUUUAAGCGACAUUUCGCUUAACACGCGCCAUUUAUCUUUAUUUGAUAUCAGUAUCAACAAUUCGAUGUAUUUUAAUUAAACUUCAAUCAUG
This is a messenger RNA of Bombyx mori (domestic silkworm), 1183 nucleotides long. It is a transcript of the gene pen-2, whose product is annotated as presenilin enhancer. The record is from RefSeq and is marked provisional. NCBI's taxonomy places the organism in Eukaryota, Metazoa, Arthropoda, Insecta, Lepidoptera, Bombycidae. Gene Ontology annotation, cellular component: gamma-secretase complex. Gene Ontology annotation, biological process: Notch receptor processing.